This is a messenger RNA of Armigeres subalbatus, 1413 nucleotides long. Its product is annotated as integrator complex subunit 12-like. NCBI's taxonomy places the organism in Eukaryota, Metazoa, Arthropoda, Insecta, Diptera, Culicidae. Gene Ontology annotation, cellular component: integrator complex. Gene Ontology annotation, biological process: snRNA 3'-end processing. The transcript has 2 exons. The record is from RefSeq and is a predicted model, not a curated record. Bases 164 to 1243 code for a protein of 359 amino acids.
AAAUAUCCAAACGUCAAAACUUCAAAACAACAUCAACUCUAAUUUUGUUUUGGUUUCUGCUGGUUUUACGGAAGAAUUUUAGAAUUUGUGCUUUUUUUCUUGGUUACCGGACUAUGUAAAAUCGUGAUCUAGAGUUCAACGGUAUAAAAUUCAACCCACCCAAAUGAUGUCCUCGGCCGUCGAUAUUGAUCCCACAUUCAAACAUGCCCUCAAGUUGCUUCAUUCGUCGAACUCGGAUUCAGCAGAAAAGAUUCGCAACUUGUUGGAUGAACUGAUCAAGCAGCGCUACGGUGGAAGUAAAACACUGAAUAGCACCCUCAGUAAGAAGCAUCUGGCCGAAGAAAGUACCGCCUGCGGGAGUAAUCUUUACGUUCGGAAGCAAAAACCUGCUCCGGUAGUGGUGCGUGCUGUUUCACCGGUUGCAGGACCGGCACACGAUUCCAAACAGCAGUCUCCGGCGAAGAGUGACCUGGCGGUGGAAGGUGCGACACUUGAAGCGCUUACUGUCCCCCCGCCACCGUCGGGGUCGAUUAUUCUUUCCAUAUCGGACGUCGAAGGAAACGACGAGGAUGACGAUGUCGUGAUGGAAGAGGAUCAGCUCAAGGAGCUGGAAGACCUGAUGUGCAUCGUUUGUAAACGGAUGGAGCAUACGGCCCGGAAUCGGUUGGUUGAGUGCGCCGAUUGUCAUUCGCUGUAUCACCAGGAGUGCCACAAGCCGGCCAUUUCCGAAGCAGAUGCCAACGAUCAGGAAAAUGCCUGGUUCUGCACUUUGUGCAAAUCAAAAUCGGUCAGCAAGUCAUCUUCGUCCUCAUCGCCAGCCGUCGGUUCACCGGCAAAGGUUUCGUCGUCGUCAUCGCACUCCAAGUCAUCGAGUAGCAAAAGCUACGAGUCGUCCUCGUCCUCUUCGUCCAAGCACAAGAGUUCCAAAUCAAGCAAAGAAGGAUCUUCUCAUGAUCGCGAUAGGGAUAGAGACCGCGAUCGCGAUAGGGACCGGGAUCGAGAUCGUUCGGAUCGUGACCGAGAAAAGGAUAGGGAGAAGUCGUCCAAGAGUAGCAGCAGCAGCGGCGGCGGUGGUGGUUCGGAGUCGACGAGGGGAGGAUCUUCCUCGGCUGGGGGAUCAUCGUCGUCUGCUAGUACAGGGGCAGGUACGCCGAAUAUCAAUAUCAUCAGUGCGGACAAGCGCCUGCAGAUGAUGAAGAAGAAAGCUGCAAAGCUCCAUGAUAGCAAAAGGAAGCAUAAAUGAAAUGAUGCAAGUAUUUAAGGAAAAUUCUCCAGAUUAAUUUCUUUGGCCCGAUACAAUGUGAACUGUUUACUGUAUAAUAUUCUAAACACAACAAUGCUCGAGUACUUUUUCAAAUCGGCGUAUAUGUAACAUUUUGAUCAGACUAAAAAAAAUCCUUUUUUGAAACUAAA